Molecule: messenger RNA, 675 nt
Organism: Drepanopeziza brunnea f. sp. 'multigermtubi' MB_m1
Lineage: Eukaryota; Fungi; Ascomycota; Leotiomycetes; Helotiales; Drepanopezizaceae
Source: RefSeq, a predicted model, not a curated record
AUGCUUUUUAAGCAAAUAACUCAAUUUAAUAGAAUCGUUAAGCGCGGCCGAAGCCGUUUAAAAAAUCUUUUAUUUGCUUUAACUAUUGCUGCUACUGCAACUGCGGCGGCGGCGGCGGCUAUACUUCGCACUCUUACUUUCGAACCUUCGCUUUUUCCUUUAAACCUUUUUAUUAAGCGCUUGCUUAUGUUAACGACCGUCAAAGCUUUAAAGUGUAUCAAGUGCAUUAAUAAUAAGAUCACAUCGAAGUCUAAUAAAGAUUAUUAUAAUUGCGACACGAGCGUCAUACGCUGUCUCCGGUAUGCUAAAAAUAUUGCUUUUUUAAGAAGUGUUAUUAAUAGUCCGAGCGGUCUUGCGAAUAAAAGUAAAAGCUUUAAAAGUAAUCCCGGUAGCUUUACAAGUUUUGCUUUUGCUUUUAAGACCUUUAAUUUAAAUGUAGCUUUUAUUAGAUUGAAUAGUUUUAUAGCAGCGAACCGUAGUUCGAUAAUACGAAGCGCUUCGAGUAUAUCAUCUUUUCCUCUUGCGCUUGCGCUAGCCGCCUUUAUUGCUCUCGUCGCCUUCGCAGCUCUCGUCGCUUUCGUCGCACUUAUUAUCGUCGCUCUUUUUGCGCUAGUUAUUGCGCUUACUGUUUCCGCAGCGGCGCCCGCCGUUGCUAUGACUCUUGCGGAGCGCUAA